AUCUAUAAAUAUAGAUAAAUAAUGUCCUUAUCGUAUCAAACCCUCGGGAGCACCAUCAAUAGUAGCACAGAAAGUGGACAUGGAUUACAUGUGAAAGUAUUAUAUUUCCUUCAGUUUUAUGAACACAGUUACUUUGCCAGAUGAAUAGGGAAUUGUGAAACAUGUUUCUGUAUGCUCUUAUCGGAUUGUUAUCAAUUUACUGUCUUAUUCUGAUCAUAAGGUAUUUAACCAAACCAAGGACCAAUGCACCAGGUCCAAAGGGAUGGCCAUUAUUUGGAAAUGCCUUAGAGUUCGACAUAAAACAUUCGUCCGUGCAGAUGGCAAAAUGGGCGAAGAAAUAUGGGGAUGUCUUUAAAAUAAACCUACUUGGAGAAGAUAUCGUCGUCAUCAAUGGGGAGUUAUGCUAUGAAGCUCUUGUUAAACGUGGCGAUGAUUUUGCAGGACGACCAAUUCGUAAUCGCAGUGAUUGGGUAACAGAAAUGCGUGAAGAUAUAGUAUUUGCUGAUAUGAGCCCAGAGCAAAAAAAAAGAAGGAAGAUUGCUCACAGUGGCUUAAAGCAGUACGGAACUGGAAUGGCUCAUAUCGAACAAGUAAACGCCAAAGAGAUCAAAGCUUUCUUGAAAAUAGUGGCGGACAAGAAGUGCUCUCCGUUCGAUCCCCGUGCUGACAUUUACAAGUGCGUCAUUAAGAUUAUUACUUUAAUGCUUUUUGGAGAGGCUAUGACAAACGAGGAUGACAUCAAGACUAUUGCAGAGUUGGACGAAGCUAUUGAAACAGCCAUUGGGGCAGCUAAUGGAUUUGAGCUUGAUAAUUUUCCUUGGCUCCGGUUCUUUGGGAACAGAACCUACAAAACAAUAGAGUAUUUCGUAACUACCCGAAAUGAGCUAUUUGAUAAGUGGCUUCCUGACUCAAAGGAUACGACGGAGAAAGGCAAGAUUCGGGGCAUGAUCGACUGGUUACUAGAAUAGUAUCGCAGGAAAGCGACCCAACCGUCACUGAUACCAAUGUUCGAAUGAUAAUAAUGAAUCUUCUACACGCAGGCAUCACAACAACAGAGAGCACCAUUGAAUCAGGGAUUCUCAUAUUGAUGAACUUUCCGGAUAUCCAAAAGAAAAUCCAAAAGUCUAUUGACGUAGGGGUUGGACGAGACAGGUUUCCCACAUUAGAUGAUAGAAGCAACCUCCCUUACGUUGAUGCAUUCAUACUCGAGAUCAAUCGCUACAUAUCAAUCGCCCCGUUUACUUUACGAAAAUCUACAAAGGAUUCUAAACUAGGAGAUUAUUU
Molecule: messenger RNA, 1284 nt
Organism: Owenia fusiformis
Lineage: Eukaryota; Metazoa; Annelida; Polychaeta; Sabellida; Oweniidae
Source: the annotation of a GenBank genome assembly